Messenger RNA from Cornus florida, 1101 nucleotides. RefSeq names its product ras-related protein RABE1c. The record is from RefSeq and is a predicted model, not a curated record. The coding region runs from base 220 to 870 and encodes 216 amino acids. Gene Ontology annotation, cellular component: plasma membrane. Lineage: Eukaryota; Viridiplantae; Streptophyta; Magnoliopsida; Cornales; Cornaceae. Gene Ontology annotation, molecular function: GTPase activity; GTP binding. The transcript is spliced from 9 exons. Gene Ontology annotation, biological process: regulation of exocytosis; protein secretion.
AGUGGAAAAAAAGGGCCUCUCUCUCUCUCGACUUGUAGAUUUGCUAGCGUACGCGGGGGGAGAAAUCGGCGCACGCUGAAAAAGGUAAAAGGGGCUGUGCGCAUCAUAGCCAAGCCACCAUCGUAGGUCGGACGGCGAACGAUCAAGCUGUCUCUUAUUUGAGGUAUAUAUAUAAUUUAUUUAUAUAUAUAUUUCUUAGGUUUUUGAAUCGGUUCUUCAAUGGCCGCUCCACCUACAAGGGCUCGAGCUGACUACGAUUACCUCAUAAAGCUCCUCCUGAUCGGCGAUAGCGGUGUCGGUAAGAGUUGUCUUCUUUUGCGUUUCUCUGAUGGUUCCUUCACCACUAGUUUUAUCACCACCAUUGGCAUUGAUUUUAAAAUAAGAACCAUUGAGCUUGAUGGCAAACGUAUCAAACUACAAAUCUGGGAUACAGCUGGUCAGGAACGGUUCCGGACGAUUACAACUGCUUACUAUCGUGGAGCCAUGGGUAUUUUGCUGGUGUAUGAUGUCACAGAUGAAUCAUCUUUCAACAACAUUAGGAACUGGAUUCGCAACAUUGAGCAGCAUGCUUCUGACAAUGUCAACAAGAUACUGAUAGGAAACAAGGCUGACAUGGACGAAAGCAAAAGGGCGGUGCCUACCUCCAAGGGCCAAGCUCUUGCUGAUGAAUAUGGCAUUAAAUUCUUUGAAACUAGUGCAAAGACAAAUCUUAACGUGGAGGAAGUUUUCUUUUCAAUAGCAAGGGAUAUAAAACAAAGGCUUGCGGACACCGACACCAAGGCCGAGCCAUCGACAAUUAAAAUUAAUCAACCUGACACUGGGGCUGGUGCCGGUCAACUUGCCCAAAAAUCAGCUUGUUGUGGUUCUUAAAUGAUCAGAAUAGUGCAGGAUAGAGGGCACGUUCUGGAGGUUACCCUCAGGGGAAAAAAGAAAAAACUAAUUGUGAUGACAAUAUGUUGGGUGAUUGUAAUUUUUCUUGCUGUCAUUCUUUCAGAACUUGUUUUAGUGUGUGAAAGGUAGCUCUUGGUAUUUGACACAUUUAUAUUGUUUCCUACCAUUCUUAUGUGUUACCUUGCUAUUUUAUAUUCUUUUGCUUGUUAA